AUUUAUUCGAUUAUGCAAUUCGGUAGAAUGAGCCUUUAUGCUUUGAACCUCAAAAUGGCAACGUACGUUUCGCGGUUCCGCAUCUGCGAUUGGUUAUACCGCUUGUUGUUUAACAGCUACACUUUUCGUGUGUCCCCGCUUAUUACACGGUGAAAUCUGCGAUUUAAAGACGCCAAAUUGGCGCGAAUUUACUGACAACAUGUACAAUGGACAUGAUUAUUUAUCAUGUAUCAAAAUUCCACCUACAAAGCAAGUUACGAUAAAUAGCACACAAAAGGCGGAAAAAACAGAACUAAUUGAUUUUGCAGCAGAACAUCGUGUUUUAAUUUCAGCAGCCAAUAAAGCUUUUGGAGAAGGCAAAUGGUGUCACACUGUUGUCAGUCAGAAUUUAGAUUAUGUUGACACUGUUGGUACUAAAUGUUGCGUUGGAUGCGUUAGUUUUGUGAAUGUUCGGUUGGAGAAUGGAACUUUUCAUGAAGAUGUUGGUUACCAUAGUGCGGAAGAAUCUACAAAAGGCUUGUCAAUACAUAAAGCAAGAAUUGGUUCUUCCGUGAAUGCCUUAAAAAGAGUUCUAUUAUCAUUUGGAGAAAAAGUCGAAAAAGAGGUGCAGCAAUUACAAAAACAAAGUAGUUCUGAACAAACAAGUAUUGUACAGAAAAUAGCAGUGCAAUCAUUAGAUAAUAAGCAGAUUCAAGGAAAAUCAAAUGUUUCAGUGCCUUUUAUAGUACCCGUUUCUUAUCUAUUACAAGUAAAGCAUAAAAGUCCAGAACCAAAUUCUGAACAAAAUACAGAUUCUAAUAGAUCACUUGUUGUGAAGAGUGAAACAGCUGAUGCUAAUCAACCACAAGCAGUUAUAAAGACCCAAAGUCCGAAAAUAACUGUUCCAUCUUCCUCAGAUCAGACAAAACUGAAUCAAAGUCAAUACAAGUGUUGUCUGCACAAGAAGUGCAACGAAUGGAAAGAGAAAAGAAAGCAAAUGGAAAAACAGAUGGAAUUUAAAAAGCGUAUGAUGGAAAAAGGAGCAGUGCUAAAUGAUAACAAGCCUAAUCCAAAAAAUUAAAAUAUAAGUGUUGUAUAUAAUGUUAACUUAGUUUUAAUGCUAUCUAUUUUAGCAUAUUUAUAAUGGUCUAUUUUUUAUAUUGAGCAAAAUAAAUUUCCUGUAAACAAGUAAAUAAAUAUCUUGCAC
Messenger RNA from Linepithema humile (Argentine ant), 1186 nucleotides. The record is from RefSeq and is a predicted model, not a curated record. Lineage: Eukaryota; Metazoa; Arthropoda; Insecta; Hymenoptera; Formicidae.